UUUUCAGAAAACCCCUAAAAGCAAAAAAUCUGAAACCCUUCUUCUCGCCUCCUCCAUUUUUCCACCACCAUGGCAUUAGCCUCAUCGCAGCAGAGUUUUCUCACCAAUGUCCUCUCCGCCGCAGCCGCCGCCGCCGCCCGCUGCCCCCGACGGAUGAGGAAGCUUCUCCAUUCUUCCAAUGCCGCCGUCUCCUCUAAACUCCCUCCCGCCGAUGAUCCCGAUGGAUUUUCAUUCAAGAGCGGGAGCGGAAAUGAGAAUCGGCUCGCGAAGCUUGCGAUUGUUACUCUCGCGGCUGGGGUUCUGACUUUGGGAUCGGUUCAUGAUGCGUCUGCCGCCAAAACCGGCGGCCGAGUCGGCGGCCAGGCAUUCCGGUCGGCGGCUCCUCGGCCUUCGUCGCCGAGAAUCAACAAUAAUUCGAGGACAAAUAUCUACAUAAAUCCACCAGUGGCACCUCCUCUAGUAGGUGGGUAUGGAUUUGGGUAUGGUGUGCCAUACUAUGGAGGGUGGGGAUGGUCACCAUUUUCGUUCUUUGCACCAGGCCCCUCUGUUGCUGUUGGCAUUGGAGGAGGUUUUGAUCUUCUUUUUCUCUUCAUUUUUCUUGGUUCUGUUGCAGCUGUUGUGAGAAGAUUCUUUGGAACUAGGGAAGAUGAUGAUGAUGAUUAUUAAUUAAUGGUGCCAAGAAAAAAAAAUAAUAAAAGAUUCCAAGUUCAUCUGGAUGAGAUGUUAGAUUUCAUACUCUAUAUUGACAAUUUUGAACUUGCUUUCUUUUAUUGUGGGGGAGUUUUUUUUUUUUUUUUUUUUUUGGGUGGAAAAAGGGUUGUUUAAUGUAUUUGUAUAAGGAGAGACUGUGAGUUUACAUGUAUAAAAUGUAUAGAAAAUUAUGUAACGUUUGCCUUGAAAUUGAAACUAUUAUAGGAUAAUUAUUUUA
Molecule: messenger RNA, 928 nt
Organism: Momordica charantia (bitter melon)
Lineage: Eukaryota; Viridiplantae; Streptophyta; Magnoliopsida; Cucurbitales; Cucurbitaceae
Source: RefSeq, a predicted model, not a curated record